AUGGUGCUCAAUCACGCUCAGUUGCAAUCUCCUGCUCUUGUCAAAAACCAAAGCUUUCGCAAUGUUGCAACAUAUUCUCGGUGGGGAUCUCUGGUUGAAAAUAUGAGAUUCAGCCUGUGUCCCGAGGCUGGCCGAUUGUUUUAUGUCAAUCUUCGUCAUGGUCCUGGGAGUGAUCCUUCCUUCUUUACCACACUGGUGGUUGACUAUGAGAUCAAGGUCAGUCCUGAUUUGCUGGUGUCCGUACUUGAUCUUCCUCACUCUGGUCAUCAAGCGGGUACAAAUAGAGACUUCUAUAACUUAGGAUUUUGCUUCGACGAGGUUCUCGAAUCUCUAGCUUAUGAUAUUUGGCGUUGGUUUCCAUCCCAAAUCUCAGCUGGGCGGCUGCCGGAUAAUCUUAAGCACAUGAUAAAGUCUGGUAUUGAAUACUAUGGUGGUCCGCUGCCCUUUGGUCCUCAAAUCACUCAACUCCUAUAUCGCUUAGAGGGAGUGAGCAACCCCGAAUUAGCCACUUCUCUUGUCAAUGCAGCUGUUGCAGCAUUUAAGCAGGAAGCUAGCUCUAGGAGUGGAUCGAAAAGGAAGAUCAUGCUGGAGAAAGAUUUGAUGCUACCAAAAUUUGUUUAUGAGUCUAAUCAGAUCAGUGAUCCAAUUAGCCCGGACUCAGAUUUUGGUGACGAGGACAAUAUCUCAAGCUAUGCGUCGCCACCUAGCUAUCCCUUCUAA
Linum trigynum is the source of this 720-nucleotide messenger RNA. The record is from the annotation of a GenBank genome assembly. NCBI's taxonomy places the organism in Eukaryota, Viridiplantae, Streptophyta, Magnoliopsida, Malpighiales, Linaceae.